AAAUAUCAAUAAUACUAGCCUGAGCAGACUUUAAAUAGAGAGCUUCUAGUCUUAAAAAGCUGGAACCGCAUGUCUGAUAGCCACUUAAUGUCUACCAGCAAUCUUCAGCCUUUACAGAGUAUGGCUGCCGGAAUUGAUGUGGCGACACCUCUAAAAAAGAAAAACAAGCCCGAGUCACAGAAGAGAAGGGACAAGAAGAAGAAUAAAAAGAAAAGGAAAAUUCAAAAAGCCAAAAGAGCGGCGGCUCCAAAGAAUAAAGAUUGGAAACCCGACCCGGUUCUAGAAGCUCUCAAGCAAUCAACCACAUUUAGAAAGAUAGACUCUGUCAAGGGUCCGAAAGGGGACCGAACAUUUGAAGAAUAUGAUACAGGGACGGAAUCUGGUGGUCAGACAACUGCCCAAGUACCUGGCGAUAAAGAAAAGAAGCAGCAAGAGAAGAGGGAAAAGCGGGAGAAACGGCAGAGGAAAGAGGAACGAAGGGCGAGAAGGGAAGCAGCAAUAACUAAAAUGGGUGUUGACAUGGGGCCCGGCGAAGGAACCAUGGUCGUGGAAGGAAUUCCUGAACCAGACCAGGUGGAGGAACAAGAAAAAAACAAAUCCAUGCCUUCGCUUGAGCGUUCUCCUACUCCACCACCACUAGUAGCUUUUCCUCUUCCACGACUAGCCCCUGCACCAGACGCAUCAGUACUCGCUAGGCAAGGUCUUCCCAAAGGUUUGGAAGACGCCACUUUCAUCGAUCAAUCUUUGAGGGUCGAAGUCGAGGGACUCAGCGUUGAGGGUCGAGAUGAAGCUCUAAGCGUGAACAUGAGAAGAAGGUUAAACGAGAUUGGGAUUGAGGACUUCUUUGCGGUCCAAGCCGCUAUGCUGCCACGCCUUCUUCCUCUUCAACUCAUUCCUUCACCUUAUUGUCCAUUGCCUGAUUAUCUUAUCUCUGCACCUACCGGCUCUGGCAAAACCCUUGCCUACACCAUCCCCAUCCUUGAAAUCCUUUCGCAGAGAACGAUUUGCAGAUUAAGAGCCUUGAUUGUUCUUCCAACAAGAGACCUUGUUUUUCAAGUAAGAGAGACAAUGGAGGCCCUGUCAAAAGGAACAGGGUUGACAAUAGGAACAGUGACGGGGCAGCACUCUUUCGCUCAAGAAAGGAAACAGCUCGUUGCAGACCUGGAUACACCUCUGUUAGGUGGAUCAUCUAAAUUGGAUAUCCUGAUCGCCACACCAGGUAGGCUAAUGGACCAUCUUGCCUCAACUCCGAAUUUUACCCUUCAACAUCUGCGAUUUUUGGUUAUCGACGAAGCCGACAGACUACUAAAUCAAAGCUUUCAAGACUGGCUGACUCAAGUAUUGGCUUACACACGCCCGCCUGUCGAACCCAUAGCACCAUCCUUCAAAAGAAAGCCUUACGACACUGUUUCAUCUGCGUUUAUGGAAGCAUGCGGUCUUGUCGACAAAAGAGGAGAGUGGUGUGAUUCUUCUCCUUCAAUCUGUCAAAAGCUCCUUUUUUCAGCGACUCUCACGCGUGACCCCUCCAAAGUUGCUGCUCUUUCUUUACAUCAUCCUCAGUAUUACAUCGUUCAGUCUUCCAGUGUACCUGCAUUGCCAACAAGUGUUGGGGAGCAGUUUGCAUUACCAUCAUCUCUAUCCGAGAAAAUGCUUAUUCUUCCCCCUGCCCUCAAGCCGCUCAAUCUUAUUCAUCUUAUUCACCACUCCGAAUUUAACGUUGACAGGGCACUGGUAUUCACCAAGAGCGUAGAAAGCGCUGCAAGGUUAGUGAAGCUAUUAGAGUUUUUCGAAGAUGCGUAUGUAUUAGGAGGAGGCGGUGGGAAGAGGCUGGUUGUCGAGCAAUAUUCGGGUGAAACGAGGGCCAAAGAUAAAAAGCAGUUAUUAGCAGAAUUCGGUGAAGGCAAGGUCAACCUAAUCGUAUGCUCCGACUUGAUCGCGCGAGGUAUAGAUUUGCCAAGCGUCUCACAUGUCGUCUCCUACGAUAUCCCGCUUGAUAUUCGAAAAUAUGUGCAUCGUGUAGGUCGAACCGCUCGAGCAGGUCGACAGGGCACCGCGUGGACGUUGGUCGAGAAGCAAGAAGCCCUUCAUUUCAAGGGCAUGUUGCAGAAUGCUGGCCAUCUGAAGGCUGUGAAGAAAGUCAAGGUAAAAGAGGACGAUCUUUCUCCGUACAGAGAAAGUUAUGAAAUUGCUAUGAAACGGUUGAAAGAUUAUUAUCACCACGACUAAAAUAGUUGCGGCUAUUAAAGAUCCAUCCGUCAUAGAGGUUAAUGGUGUUACAUACAUUUGUUUGCUAUAUUUGUGGCUUGCUCGACACAACAUGAACAUUUAUCAAAACUCUACAUAUAUUCUUAACUCUUCAACACUUGACAGCGACUGAAGCCUUCUAACAUGGGCUAGCUUAUUACAGUUGGAUACCAAUCGCAGUUGAUCACGCUUAAGCAGGAACAAUUCUGCUUGUCAAUUGGAUUG
Messenger RNA from Cryptococcus deneoformans JEC21, 2469 nucleotides. Its product is annotated as ATP-dependent RNA helicase, putative. Lineage: Eukaryota; Fungi; Basidiomycota; Tremellomycetes; Tremellales; Cryptococcaceae. The transcript is spliced from 8 exons. The record is from RefSeq and is a predicted model, not a curated record. Bases 70 to 2226 code for a protein of 718 amino acids. Gene Ontology annotation, molecular function: ATP binding; nucleic acid binding. Gene Ontology annotation, cellular component: nucleus.